AUGAACCGAUCUCUUCGACUUAGCCCGUGCCCCCUGCGGGCGUCCAGACCCCCCUCCGCCCUCCUUUCGACUUCAACCUCUCUCGUGAUCGGUGGAUUGCCCCGGCGGUAUGCGACGCAUAGCAGUCUAGGUGGCCAAGGGACGACGUCCAGCUCGGGUCCGACGAGGAAACAGAUCACGGUCAUUUCGGACGAUGGGAGACUCCGGUGGUCGGAGCUGAGUGGAAAAGAAAAAGUCGCCCGGGCUACGCAGCAGUCGUUCAACUUUAUGCUUGUGGUGAUUGGCGCGGUCAUGACGGGUGGAGUGUUUACGUUCCUCUACCUUGAUGUCUUCUCUCCGAACAGCAAGACGCGGCUGUUCAACAAAGCCGUAGAACGCAUCAAGGAAGAUCCACGAUGUACGGCACUGCUAGGUGACAGCAAGCAGAUCAAAGCAUACGGAGAGUCGACGUGGAAUAAGUGGGCUCGUAACAGGCCGAUUGCGUGCGUAUCUAUCGACCGUUGGGACUGGAUCGUUGGUCUGACAUUGAACAGGACGACCGAAGAAAAGGACCAAUCGGGCCGCGAACACUUGAAGAUGCGCUUUCAUGUUGAGGGGCCGCUGAAUUCUGGUACUGUGAUCCUUCAUAUGGUGCGACCGCAGGAUCAGAACGAAUAUCAGUAUCGCAUUCUUGCCUUGGAUGUUAAAGGUAGAUAUUAG
Rasamsonia emersonii CBS 393.64 is the source of this 699-nucleotide messenger RNA. RefSeq lists its product as uncharacterized. Gene Ontology annotation, biological process: protein import into mitochondrial matrix. The transcript has 3 exons. The record is from RefSeq and is a predicted model, not a curated record. Lineage: Eukaryota; Fungi; Ascomycota; Eurotiomycetes; Eurotiales; Trichocomaceae. Gene Ontology annotation, cellular component: TIM23 mitochondrial import inner membrane translocase complex. The coding region runs from base 1 to 699 and encodes 232 amino acids.